UUGUUACUGUAUAUCAAUAACCAUACAGCUGAUAGGAAAACAAAACUAUAUAGUCCAUGUAGAGAAAUCAUUUAUCAAUCCAGUGCUCCGAGAGAAUCAUCAAAUAAAAAGAAAUGUGUCAUGUGUUAUUCAAAAUUUAAUUAUCAGUCGUUGGAAAGCUGAACCGAUAAAGAUAUGUACGAGAUUAACGCAGCCAAAAAUGUAUUAGAUAUCAGAAGACAACUUAGAAACCACACAUUACGUAUUUGAAGUCAGAAGAUGUUGCAACUUCUGCCAUAUUCUCUUCUGUAUCUUUUCAUAGUUGGUGUUGUGUUUGGUGUUGGAGCAUAUACGGAAAUCAACCCUAACCAAGGCGAAAGUGAUGAUAAUAUUGAAGAACCUAAUUCAUAUUGGACCUAUCAGUGCAGCAACUCUGUAUGCGACAGAAGAAGAGUUGAAGCCAAAAUAAUGACUCUGGAAACAUGUAACAUGAUGUGUGGUACGCCUUCCCUGUGGCCCUUGCCCAGAUCAAUGAAUAUCACGAGCAAAACUUCAUCCACGAUUGAUAUAAACAAGAUGGUAACUAGAUUCCAUACUCCGGUUGCAGUGAAAACGGAUCUGAAAAAGGCAUUCAGAAUAUUCAAACGCAAUUUGAUAUAUCUGAAAAACAAUUAUAUUGAAGCUCCAGCUAGAGAGGUUCAGGUUAUAAUAUUUGUUGCAAGUGACGUAAGAAAAUUGAAACUCUCAACAGAUGAAAGCUACAGUCUCAAAGUGAAAUACGAUGGCGAGGAUAGCAUUUUGGCAAAUAUCUCUGCUUCAACUUACUUUGGUGCCAGACAUGCCCUGGAAACUUUGAGCCAACUAAUUUGGUUGGAUACCGAUAACGACCAUCUCAAAAUCCUCCAUGAUGUUGAUAUUGAAGACGGGCCAGAAUUCCCAUACAGAGGUAUCAUGAUCGACACAGCAAGAAACUAUUUUGCUAUCGACAGCCUUCGGAAGGUUGUAGACGGGAUGGCUGCUACGAAACUGAACGUUCUCCAUUUGCAUUUGACAGACGCUGUUAGUUUUCCAAUAGUUCUUCCUACCAUUCCGGAAUUGGCGAAGUAUGGGGCCUAUGGACCGGAUAAGAUUUAUACUGCGGAAGAUAUAAAAGAUCUGAUAGAAUAUGCGAGAAUAAGGGGAAUCAGAACAAUUCUAGAAGUGGAUGCACCAGGUCAUGUUAACGAAGGUUGGAAUCGUCUCAACAAAAGAACCGGAAAGCUAAUAAUAUGCGGAGAAACCGAGGUCACCAGUGGCCAACUUAAUCCUGACAACCCAAACACACUGAAAAUAUUACGAACCAUUUACGAAGACCUCUUUGAACUUGGUACCGAUGCCGAAAUGUUCCAUAUUGGUGGAGAUGAAGUAGAUAUGAACUGUUACGCACAGACACAGGCUGCUAAAAAGUUCAAAGACAUUAAUCAGUUCUGGAUGAAUCUCACGAAAGACAUCUUCGAAGCAGUGGUUGAGGCACAUGCCGAUGAGACUCUACAAAACUUGAUAAUAUGGUCCAGCCCCUUGACUGAUCAAUACCUGAGUCAGUUGAACUACAGCAAAAAUGUCGUGGUACAGUUUUGGUAUGGUAACCCUUACUCUAUGAUACAGAAUGGGAACAAAAUUAUUUUCUCAACAGUUGGAAAUUGGUACCUAGACUGUGGAUUUGGAUCAUGGAGACCCCAAAGCCAAGAUGGAUCCUGUGAUCCAUACACUCCGUGGCAGACUUUCUACAAGUACAGACCCUGGUGGCUAUAUGCUGUUCCUGAAGAACAGACUUUAGGGGGAGAAGCUUUGUGGACGGAACAAGUGGAUGAAGCUACUUUAGAAACAAGACUUUGGCCCAGAGCUGCAGCCUUUGCUGAACGAGUCUGGAGUGAUCCUGCCGGUAUUGAGUUUGACAGCUACGACGUUUCGACAAGAAUAUCCGCCCAUAGAGAUCGGCUGAUAUCGAGAGGAUUCGAGGUUGCCGCGAUAUGGCCCUUGUGGUGUACACAAAAUCCAGGACGGUGUUAGCUCUCAGAUUUGGAAUACGUUCUUUUUUGAGUUUUAUGUUCGGGUUAUGAUUGAGCUGUUUGUAGUCAGUAGAAAAAAGAGAGAGAGAUAGAAACAAAGAAAUAUAUUACUUUUGGCAGAGUAACGAUUUGAUUCUCUCAGUUAUUGCUGAAAAGAAAUUAUGAUAAUUGAUUCGAAAAAUUAGGAUUUUAUUGGUGAUUUUGUUUUUGAAUUUCUGCUUUUGAAAACUACAAAAAUAUCUAUGAGAAAAGAUAAUCUACUCAUAUGAAUUUAUUCAAAAUAAAUCAUUCAAGGAGUU
This is a messenger RNA of Leptinotarsa decemlineata (Colorado potato beetle), 2326 nucleotides long. It is a transcript of the gene Nag3, whose product is annotated as beta-N-acetylglucosaminidase NAG3. NCBI's taxonomy places the organism in Eukaryota, Metazoa, Arthropoda, Insecta, Coleoptera, Chrysomelidae. Gene Ontology annotation, biological process: protein deglycosylation; carbohydrate metabolic process; glycosaminoglycan metabolic process. Gene Ontology annotation, cellular component: plasma membrane. Gene Ontology annotation, molecular function: beta-N-acetylglucosaminidase activity. The record is from RefSeq and is a predicted model, not a curated record.